GAAGUUUUAAUAUUCUGUGAUCUUUACAUUUUUACCAUUGCCAUUUCCUCUUUGAGGUGAUUGCCCACUCUUGUUCUCCCCCCUCUUGAGUGAGACGUACUUCCUCAUCCAACUCAUCUAUAACAACAGCAACAAAAGAAAGCGGUAUGGUAAAAUCAAGGGAUAUCUCGUCAAGGCGGGGCAAAGAUCACAGAUAUACCAUAAACAAUACGCUAUAAAUAAGAACCCUAAUGCAUCAUUUUGCAGUGAUCACCUUCUUCUUUUUCAUUUUCAGACCAGACUGGAACCUCUUUAGGCGUGUUUACUUGUUCUGAGUGGGGACAAAAGAAAAAGGAAUCAGCGUUGUAAACUUUUCUCCACUUAUCUGUCUUUAUGAGGACAUUUGCCGGGUUGUAUACAGAGAUUGUAUAUCUCCCUUUUCCGCCGAAUGAAUUGUUGAGCUGAUACAGUGAAUGAGUGGUAAAAGCCAUUUUCGUCAGAGUGGGGGAAAGUAUUGACCUUGUGGUCAACUCCCUUGAUAUCCGUUUGGCUGUGGUGGUAGAGGAACAGGAAAACACAAGCUGUGAGCCAUUCAGCUGAUUAAUUUGUCUGAUUUUUAUACGUACACGUUUCGAAGAAUUCUCCCCAUUUCUUCUCUGAAUUUGGCGAGACUACGCGUCUUGAAGAAAGCAAUGGCUACAGGGGCCUUAGAACUUUCCCAUGUGAAUCGGGAAAAUAUUACAGUAGCACAUCCAGAUUUUCCAAGGCUGCAAUCAGAAGAAAGUGCUGGUAUUAGAAGACCUCCUGGUAUAAAGAAAUCUAUAUCAUGGGGAAACCGAUCUGAUUAUACUCGGUCAUUGUCUCCACAAUCCUUAACUGUAGCUGUAUUUCUAGUGGAGAAGUCAGGCCGUCUGUUAAACUUGGAGGAGGGAAGAAACACUGAGGCAGGGACAAUUAAUACCAUCAUGUCAGAAAAUCUUUCUCUUCCCCCUAGUGCCUCUCAGGUGUUUUGUGUGUGGCUUAUUUCUCCUCUUUUACAACUUCAGUUGAAAUCUCAUCACAGGCCAUUCCGUCUACGUCAGGUAUGGCCAGAAUUACUCAAGAAAUUUACAAACACACCUGAUGAAGUUUGCGAGAAAGAUGAACCAAUUCUGUGUUAUCAAAGGAGUUCAUUUUUUCCUCUUAAAGAGGAACGGAGAAUUAAAGAUGACAGAGUUCUUAGAAGAUUAUUUGAAGAGGCCAAACACAAUGUUCUUUGUGGUAAUUACCCUAUCAGUUCCAAAGAUGCCCUCACAUUGGGAGGAAUGCUAGCUUAUAUAGACAAUGGCAAAUAUGAUAAAGAAGAACAUGCUCCUGGCUGUUUCAAGAACAAGCUGACAGACUAUUUACCUGCAUUUGUCUGCAAAUCCAGUUGGCCAUUCCUUGGUCGAUCACCUAAUUCAACUAUUGAGCAAAAACUCCUCCAGGAAUAUCAAAAUGUCUCUCAGCAAGUUAAAGAUGUCAAAGCCUGCCACAAAAUGUUCUUGGAGUACUGCUGGAAUUUUUCAUUUUAUGGGAGUGUGUUCUUCCGUGGCCAAAUUGAACGACCCACAUCCUCACUUCUGUCAAACAUCCUAGGGAAUUCUGACCUUCCCGUUAGAGUUGCUAUCAACAGAGAAGGUGUCCAUGUGAUUGAUGACAAUAAAAAUGAUAUACUUCUGAGCUUAGCAUUUGAGGAGUUAUCUUGGGACUACACGCCUGCCCCUGCACAUGAGCCUGGGUGUUUGGACACCUUUUGGUUAGAGUUUGAUGCUCCUGAUGGAAGCAGUGAUCCAGAAGAAGCAGUGCAAAGGUUACAGAUCUUCUCCAGACAGGCAGAAAUGAUGGAUGCCAUGGUAGAGUCUUGUGUUCUUUGUGAUGAACCUGGGCCACAUGGAACACUGGCUGGUAAAGUAAGAUGUAGAGUGGACCGGCUCAGUCUCUCGACUCUUGAAGGGACCUUGGACAGAAAGAAGGGGUCUAACAAGUCUUUCACUAUGUCCAACCCCUUCAGGAAAAGGCAUUCAACAGGUCAUUAAACAGACGGAGUGUAUAUCUUAGUUAUGAUGAUCAUCCCUCCAGUUGAUAAAAUGACGAUAUGGAGGCUGUCGUCAAAACAGUAGGAUAUAAGGACAUGAAAGUUUUGUAUAGAAGUCUAUAAUCAUAACAAGUUUAAGUCAAAGGUGUAAAUAGUUUCUUCUGUAUGGAUGCUACAAGACUAAGAUUUAAUGUUUUUCUGUGUCACUAUGGUGACUCUAAUAUUUGGUUAGUGGCUUGCGAAGUAGGGGCUGGAUAACCUUCAGUGAUCUUAUUUCGAGAAGUUGAUCUUGCACCAUAUCAUAGUCAACUCAAGUUUCAAUUAUUUUGUUUUGCCGUACUCAUCUGUCGCUAUAAACUUUUGUGACUUUAUGGGAAAACAGCAGUUUGUUUUUUUAAGGCCAUAUUGAAGCGACUCUCGCUGCCGGUGAAUUUUGCUAUGUUCUCUCGGUAGAUUGUCCUCACCUGUCCAAGAAAACUUUAGUGAGAGUAACAUUGAUCUGAAACCCUUAACAGUUAGAAGUUAACGUGUUGUAGCUUUUAGAUCAUACCUGUCCUGUUCCUCUGGGGUAAAAAUUUGUAGAAGGAAGCGCUUAUAUCCAGGUCGUUGAAGUCGCGUGCAAGUCAGUUCCGCUUGAAAUACUCAAGAACCUUUUUCAGUCACUCUUGUAACUUAGUUUUACCUUAUAAAUAACUGGUCAAUGAGAUUUCCAUGAAGCAUAUUUAAAAGAUUUAUUUUUUAAUCAAACGUUGGUAAAGGUUCAGGAUUGGUAGUAGGUUAGUAAAGGUAGUUCACAAAACGUUUUAAACUAAGAUAAAGAAAAAGAAGAAGUGUUGAAAAAUAAAGAAAUAAAAUACGGUUAUGUGGAAAA
Messenger RNA from Stylophora pistillata, 2906 nucleotides. Its product is annotated as putative FERM domain-containing protein FRMD8P1. NCBI's taxonomy places the organism in Eukaryota, Metazoa, Cnidaria, Anthozoa, Scleractinia, Pocilloporidae. Gene Ontology annotation, cellular component: cytoskeleton; plasma membrane. The record is from RefSeq and is a predicted model, not a curated record. Gene Ontology annotation, biological process: negative regulation of canonical Wnt signaling pathway.